Molecule: messenger RNA, 3640 nt
Organism: Panonychus citri (citrus red mite)
Lineage: Eukaryota; Metazoa; Arthropoda; Arachnida; Trombidiformes; Tetranychidae
Gene: brat
Product: brain tumor protein-like
Exons: 5
Coding region: 1231-3060 (609 amino acids)
Biological process (GO): negative regulation of translation
Molecular function (GO): protein binding; translation repressor activity; mRNA 3'-UTR binding
Source: RefSeq, a predicted model, not a curated record
GGCCUCGUGCUUUUUCCUGAUGAAACAAUUUGAUGACGUUUUGCUUUAUUUAAGCUCAAUUAAGAGCUACUUUUACUCGGACGACUCAUUUAAUUUCAAUUUUGGUCAAGCACAAUCAGUAACCGGUAAUUAUACCGAAGCUGAAGAAGCGUUUUUAACAAUUAAGGAGAAAAGAAUCACAACUGAUCCAGUUUAUAUUAACUGGCUAAUAAGAUGCUACAUAAUGAAUAAAACACCAGAAAAGGCUUGGCAAUUAUAUGAACAGAACUCAUCUCGAUCUGAUUCAUACAAUUAUCUUAAUCUAAUUGCAAAUGAUUGUUACAAAAUGGGACAAUUUUUGUAUUCAGCUCGAGCCUUUGAUAUUCUGGAAAAACAUGAAACAAACCCUGAAUUCUGGGAAGGCAAAAGAGGAGCAUGUGUUGGCCUUUUCCAGUUAAUUCUAGCGGGUAAAGAACCAAGGUCAGUACAAAUAAUUAGCCAACUAACAAGGAAUUAAAUUAAUCACAGAAAAACAAAACAAUUUCCAUUUUCACAGAGAGCAAAUAUAUGAGAUAAUGAAGCUACUCCGAAACUCGGACAAUCCUCAGGUUGACCAAAUCCUAAGAACACUACGUAAUUGGGACAAAGAGAAUAAAAGUGAUCUCUAAAUCGAAUAUCCGAUGUAAUCAACUGACCCAAGUUCGGAAAAAGAACAAAAAAUACAAAGAAACAUAAACAUUGCGAAUCUCUUGAAGAAAGAACGAGAUAUUAAUGAAGAGAAAGAAAAAGAAAAUCUGGUAACAAAGAGAAAGAGAAGAGAAAAAGAAAAGAAAACCAAAAGAAAGAGACUUAGAGAUGGCGCUUUUUCUGUUCUUGCACAAACUCUGUUCUAAAUUCUUUGUCUUGAAUCUACCAUGUUUUCUUUUUCAUUGUUAACAUUUAAUUUAAUCUUGAAGAGAAUUUUAAUUUUCUGUUAUUAAUUUUAAUAAAAGUGAUCGACAUUAAUUGUAAUCAUAACAAUUAACUUGUUCUCUAUCGUUUUAAUCGAAAACCUUUUUUUGUCAAUCAACCGUUUUUUCUAAUAUUUUGUUUGUUGAUUUUAAAAUUUUCUUCUUUCUCACUUUUUUCUCUCAUCUGUAAUUUUUCGCGUCAAUAUUAUUAUUACUUCUUCUUUCUCUCUUUCUCUCUCUCUUUCUUUAUCUUUUAUAUUGUUCAUCAUCUUGUCAUCUUUGUAAUUUCGACUGCGAAAAAAUGUCCGAGAAAGAAGUGAUCACCAAGAAUGACAACAAUGAGAAUGAAACCAAAGAUGUAACAUCUCAUAAACGAAGUAUCAAUGAGAUGGACCAAAUCAAUAAUCUUAUUGAAGAGGGUAAAGUCAAAGCAAACGAAUUGAAUGUGACAUUGAAAACAAUUGAACACAUCACCGAUCGACUUCAUCAUCAGUACACCAAAGCUCAAAAUGAUGUUAAUGAUACUUUCAACUUUUAUGUUAACCAACUGGACGAGGUUAAAACGGACACACUGAAAGAAUUGGAUGAUAUUUAUAAUUCUAAACUGGUCAAUUUGAAUCAUCUUUACUCAAAAGUUAUCGAAGGAGUUGACAAAGUUAAACAGAUUGCAAUGUUUGUCGAUCGUUUCAAGAAAUUCUCCUCCAGUCACGAUACUUGUGAAUUAUUGCUAUUUAAACAAUUGAUCGAAGCUCCUCUGGUUCAAAUAAGAAACUUCGAACCCGAUAUAAACAUACCAAAAGCCGAAUUGGAGUUUGUGUCCAACUAUCAAGCCAUACAGACAAGUGUGAAAAAUACUUACGGGUAUAUCAGAAGCUCGUCAACAGAGUCCAAGCAACCUCCAAUUAGUCGUCCAAAUGGAUUGAGUUCCUACAAUCAGCAGCAUACUAAUGGAGUUGAUUCCCUUCUUCAGAAACGAUUUAACAAUUCAGUCAACAGUACAGUGACUAAUACCAAUAAUAACAGUCCAAUAAUCAGUAAUGGCUCCAAUAAUGGUACUCGUUCCAUGAGUAAUAUUUCAUUAUCUGAUUCGAUUGCCACUUUAUACGAGAAAUGGUCCAUUGGCGGUUUAGGUGGUUCUCCGGAUUCAUCUCUCUACACUAAUAGUACCCCAUCCAUAUCAGAACCAUUCAACUCGCUAUCUGAUCCUCUGCUCGACCUUUCAAGUAAAUUAAACUCUGCUAUAUCAUUACUGCCCAUCAAAUCUCAAAUUAAACGUCAUAAGAUGAUUUAUCAUUGUAAAUUUGGUGAAUUUGGUAUUUUAGAGGGCCAAUUCACUGAACCCUCAGGCGUUGCUGUUAAUGCACAGAACGAUAUCAUUGUCGCAGACACAAACAACCACAGAAUCCAAAUAUUUGACAAAGAAGGACGAUUCAAGUUCCAAUUUGGUGAAUGUGGUAAACGUGAUGGACAACUUUUAUAUCCAAAUCGAGUUGCCGUGGUUAAACAAUCUGGCGAUAUCAUUGUUACUGAAAGAUCUCCUACCCACCAAAUACAAAUUUACAACCAAUAUGGUCAAUUUGUUCGUAAAUUUGGUGCCAAUAUCCUCCAACACCCUCGAGGUGUUACUGUUGACAACAAAGGGCAAAUAAUUGUUGUUGAAUGCAAAGUUAUGAGAGUACUUAUCUUCGACCAAAUGGGAAAUGUACUCAAAAAGUUUGGUUGUUCAGCUCAUCUUGAGUUUCCCAAUGGAGUUGUGGUUAAUGAUAAACAAGAAAUUUUCAUCUCUGACAAUCGUGCUCAUUGCGUCAAAGUUUUCAGUUAUGAAGGUCACUUCCUCCGACAAAUUGGUGGUGAAGGUCUCACUAAUUACCCUAUUGGUGUUUGUAUUAAUGAGGCAGGUGAAAUAUUGGUCGCCGAUAAUCAUAAUAAUUUUAACAUAACCGUUUUCAGCCAAGACGGUCAACUAAUCAAUGCCCUUGAAAGUAAAGUUAAACAUGCUCAAUGUUUCGAUGUUGCCCUUAUGGAUGACAAUUCGGUUGUUCUUGCCUCCAAAGAUUACCGAAUUUACAUCUAUCGAUAUUUGGGAGUGGAAAGUCUGGCUCAAGCUGUUGCAACCUCCGGUAUCUGUUGAAAUGGUCCAAAUAACAAUACAGUUUUAACCCGACGAUCGACCAACCAUUUAUCACCCACCAGACACUAAAGAAACAAACAAGACAUCAACUAUCGUUUUUUUCAACCAAACUUCCAAAAUUUUUCUAGAGAUGCAUCUUUUUCACACACUCUCUCUCUCUCUGCCUCUCUACGUUUCUCUCUAUUUCUCUUUAAUCAACACCAAUUUCAAUUUUUACCACCAUCAUCAUCAUCAUCAUCAACAUUCACCAACACGCACAUGAACACACAACACAUACACCAACAUCUUCACCACCAUAGCAAAAACAAGACCAUUAGUUAUCACUUUUUUUCCCAUAUCACAAGUUAUCUCGUUUUCCUCUUGUCCUGUUCUCCCAACACCUUAAUUUUUUCUACCUUUUUCUUAUUGUGAUUUUGAUUUAUUUGUUAUUAUUUUGUUUGCUUGUUUUCCCUGUUAAAUGGUCUGCAUUAUGUGGCACUUGUUGACUUACCCUCUUCUCAAUCAAAUUUAUCCCUUUCCUCUUAUUAUUAUUACUAUUAUUAUUAUUAUUAUUAUUAUUAUUAUUAUUACUAUUAUUUAA